AUGUACGACCUUCCAACAAAUCAUACGCUCCUCGACCAUCCGGAGCUCUGCACACUGGAGACCUGUCCCCUGGACUUGGCCUGGGUGCAGUACCUGCCUUCGUUUUCUGGUAACUCGCUCUACCUAGGCGUCUUUGGCGUCGCCUUCUUCCUGCAGUUCGUCCUAGGUUCUUUCUAUAAGACAUGGAGCUUCAUGAUCCCCAUGUUAGGCGGCUGCCUUCUCGAGAUUCUGGGUUACAUGGGUCGGGUCCGGAUGCAUCACAACCCAUUCCGUUCCGAUACAUUUUUUCUAUAUCUCGUCUGUCUCACCAUCGGCCCCGCUUUCGUCUCCGCCGCCAUCUACCUCUGCCUCUCACGCAUCGUCAUCGCGUUUGGCGAACGCAUCGCCGUCUUUAAACCCCGCGUCUACUCCCUCACCUUUAUCGCCGCCGACAUCAUUGCCAUCAUCCUGCAAGCCGUCGGAAGCGCCAUCGCCUGCAUCGCCGACGACAGCGGCACCCGCGACAUCAGUACGUAUGUCAUGAUCGCCGGGCUAGCGUGUCAAGCCCUCAGUCUCGCCGUGUUCGUGGUCCUCUGCAUCGACUUCAUCCUACGAGUGCAGCGCGCCCCCAUCGUGCGCUUCAACGCCCAAUUCGACCCCCUGCGUCGCUCUCCCAGCUUCCGCUUGUUUCUCGCCGCGCUGGCAAUCGCCACCGUCGCGGUCUUCGUCCGGUCCGUGUUCCGCUGCGUUGAGCUGAGCCAGGGGUUUGACGGCAAACUAGCCGGCAAUGAGAUUACCUACAUGGUGCUGGAGGGCGCCAUGAUCGCUCUGGCCGUCGUCGUCUUGACGUUCUUCCACCCUGGCUGGGUGUGGAACGAAUAUUGGGCCAAGGCGGCCUGGCAUGUCCGAUCUUCUUCUUAUUCUUCCCCGUCAGCGUCGUCGACGUCGAACCCCCCGAGGCGCGACGUGGAAGCCGCGUACAAGGCUGUCCACGGGUCGGACGAGGAACUCAUUGCCCCAGAGUCCCCGCCAGCGACGCAGAUGAGUCGUCUGACUUCGGUGGAUACAAAUUAUCGAUCCCCUUCGGAGAGAUUUUAUCAGCCACAGGGGCCGGAGCCGGCGCAGCAACGGCUGCUGUCUUCAUCUCGAUAG
Aspergillus candidus is the source of this 1131-nucleotide messenger RNA. RefSeq names its product RTA1 domain-containing protein. Gene Ontology annotation, cellular component: plasma membrane; fungal-type vacuole. NCBI's taxonomy places the organism in Eukaryota, Fungi, Ascomycota, Eurotiomycetes, Eurotiales, Aspergillaceae. The record is from RefSeq and is a predicted model, not a curated record. The coding region runs from base 1 to 1131 and encodes 376 amino acids. The transcript has 2 exons.